Messenger RNA from Sporothrix brasiliensis 5110, 1896 nucleotides. Its product is annotated as fungal transcriptional regulatory protein. The transcript is spliced from 4 exons. Gene Ontology annotation, biological process: regulation of DNA-templated transcription. The record is from RefSeq and is a predicted model, not a curated record. NCBI's taxonomy places the organism in Eukaryota, Fungi, Ascomycota, Sordariomycetes, Ophiostomatales, Ophiostomataceae. The coding region runs from base 1 to 1896 and encodes 631 amino acids. Gene Ontology annotation, molecular function: zinc ion binding; DNA-binding transcription factor activity, RNA polymerase II-specific.
AUGGUUGGUGUUCCCGGACGCUCCAAGGCGUGCGCGACGUGCCGCCGGCGCAAAAAAGGUUGCGAUUUCCAACGACCGUCAUGUACCCAAUGCCUGCGUGCAGGCCUCGAAUGCGGCGGCUACGAACGCGGCCGCAUCUUUGUCCACACUACGCAGCACCGCCCGUCGGCGCUGGUGUCUGUCCGCGAGAGUGCAUUUGCACCCGGCACGACCGUCGACAUUGGUGCAACACCGAGCAGCACGAGCACGAGCUCUGGUCUCUCGUCGAUUACCAACAACCAAAGCCGAAACACCUCGAUUGUCAGCGGCGUGACCCCGAGCCCCACACCAAAUAGUUAUGACAACGGUCUGCCGGGUGGCUUUGGUUUCCCGAAUGGCUAUGCCAACCACCUCCCGAACGGCCUGCCAAACGACCUCCCAAUCGACUUCGACGACGAGCCGAAUGACUACACAAACGACGGCAACGGCCCUAUAUACGACCAACCGAACGCCCUGGUCACAAACUAUGUUGCUACCAACGGCGCCCUGACCAACGCCACGCCGCCGCAUACACCCAGCCGGCAAACGCCGACGUUACAAACCCCGCGAGCCACUCCUUCACCGCGGCGAAGACCUGACCUGCGCAUCGUGCCAACGUAUUACGGGGCCGGGUCCUCGCUGGGGUCGGACAGCAGUCUGAUCGGGUCUGCGCGCGAGGAGAAUCUGCUCGCCACGUUUUGGCAGGCCUACCUGCCAAACAGCACCAUCUUCCCGCCGCAGGCCGUUGGCUAUGCCAGUGGCGGCUGGACGAACGUGGUGCAAGAGCUGUACCGCAAAGAUCCGGUGUUGCGCCACACGCUCAUGGCAAACUGCUUCUCGGCCGCCGCACGCACCGCCGAAACAAAAGACGACUCUCGGGCCUUGGCUGAGCAGAGUUUGCGCUCGCACGGCCGAGCGCUGCACGAAUUGCGUGUGGCUCUCGACAAUCCGCAGAAAGCAAGGAGCGACAGUGUAUUUUCUACCCUGCGGCUCAUGAUUAUGUUCUUCUCGGAUCGAUACGAAGAAGACCGGAGGGCGCGCGCCCGCGGCUGGAAGGAGCACAAUGCAGGCGUGCUUGCCCUUCUUCGGGCGCGUGGGCCUGAAGCCCACAUCUCUGGCCACGGUCAUCAGAUGUUCGUUGACUGCCGCCUCGCUCUUAUUGUGGCGGCCAUGCGUAUUCGCAAGAGGUCACCCCUCAACAGCCACCAGUGGAUGACGAUCCCGUGGUCGCAGAUCCCCAAGACGCCCAAAGAUCGGCUCAUCGACAUCAUGUCCGGCAUGCCGACCAUCCUUGAGAACAUCGACUGGCUCGAGCAGAUGCCGCGCAACAAAGAGUACGACGAGUUCCGCAGGAAGGUGAUCAAUACGUGCUGGUCCUACGACGAGCAGCUCAGCGCAUGGUACGAAGAGAACGUUCCCAAAGACCGCCUCUUUGCCCUCGAACAGAGCACCUUGCACAGCGAAGGCGCGUUCCGGCCUCUGCCGGAAGACGGCGAAGAAUACGCCCUCCCCACAGAGGACCUGUCGAUUGUCUACAUCAUGACGGUCUACUGCACGGCCUGUCUGCUGCUCUACAGCACCAUGCAUUCGCUGAAUGUGCCCGACCUCCCCGAGCGUGCCAACGUGAGCCAAUACAUCAACAAGAUUGCGCUGUACCUACAGGUCUUUUUCCAUCCCAGCACGGGCCAGUACGGCCUGGAGAUGACGUCCUUCCCGCUCGGCAUGUGCCUGCAAAUCCUGUCGUCCAACUUCCCCAUCGGCGGCGAUCCAGUCAAGGAGCGUGCCAAGUUCACACGGUUGCUCGAGACGAACCGCGGCAAGGAGAUCCUCGACUUCUUGCGCAGCAUGCUGAACACCAACGAAACAACAAAAUCAUGA